Messenger RNA from Phycomyces blakesleeanus NRRL 1555(-), 1287 nucleotides. RefSeq lists its product as hypothetical. The record is from RefSeq and is a predicted model, not a curated record. The transcript has 5 exons. Bases 1 to 1287 code for a protein of 428 amino acids. Lineage: Eukaryota; Fungi; Mucoromycota; Mucoromycetes; Mucorales; Phycomycetaceae.
AUGCUGGCGUCCGAGCUGCCUUUUGAGAUACUUUCUCUUGUUAGAGAUUUUCUACUUACAUGCGAAAGAUUUCAAUGUAUUUUUGUCUGCAAACGAUGGAAAGUCCCGUUUCAAGAAUCAUUUUGGAAAAACACCGAGGUCGACACUUUCGUAAACCUUCGAAUCGAGACUUCAAAGCUUAACGUACCAACACCGAUUCUCAUUAAACUCUUGACGAACUACCCCAGCCUCAAAAAGAUAAACGUUUCCACACAUUCUUCGACAAAAUUGCUUAAUUUCAACUUGAGAAACUUUAAUACACUACACAAGCGAUCUCUACAACUUGAAUAUAUCAAGGGAUGCUUUAGUCUCACUGAUAUUCAUCAGAAUUUGAUAAAAACAAUCCCGUCAACUACACCAGCUCUUCAUGUAACAACACUUGAUCUCGACCUCCUAGACUGGGACCAUUUAUGGCUAUAUUACUUCAGCUACAAGUAUCUAAACCUACCUACUUUGAAAUGGAAAACCAUAUGUGCACCAAGGAAGCGGAUUGUUAAAAAGUACAAUGCAGAAAAAAUGGUGCUCUUAAAUUCACUUCAAAGUGUGUUCCCACACUUAGAAAUGUCCUUUUCAACAACACUCAAAAAAAUCUCCAUUAUCAGAGAUGCAUAUUUCAAAGCUAAAAAUAUUGUCAGGUCAGAAUUUCCCUAUUGUCUACGCCUGACAAGUAUUGAACUGACGGACUGUGGCAUAUCAAUUACAUUGGAUAAUAUACUGGAUAACUGUCCCGCCUUAAGACAACUAAAGUUUUCCAGAGGACAGUUGACUACUAGCCCAGAGGCCCACAAAGAGUCAAAUACAGAGAUUUAUAAUAUAAACUUGAGUCACUCGCAGAUUGGGGGAUUGAUCUCAGCAAAGAUUGGAAGCUUGUGCAUUGACAUGUCCUAUACAAGCUUCAAGCUACUACAGCUCAGUCAUGUCAAGUUUUACUCAUCUGAAAAUGCUAUGGACAAAGACACUGCUAUCAACCUGACACUACUUUCGCACUUAACCGGACUUGACAUGACAGCUGAAACAGAAGACUUGAACAAAGCUUUGGAGCAUUCUGUAGAGAACUUAGCUCGAUAUCAUCUAUAUUGCGAAUUAGAAGGCUUAUUCGACUUUACCCUAGAGAGAUCUCGGGUUAAGAACAUGUCUCAAUCUUCUGAAGCUGACAGAUCUUUCGAUGGCCAGGUGAGCCAAAAUGACUGGAAAGAAGAUCUCUAUAGGGGUUAUGUUGAGCUCAGAUGUGGUCAUGCAGCUAAAUAG